CUUUAUUGCGGGGUCCCCACCGCACCGUAUCCAUUCACUGUAGAUGUCUCGCGCUCGGCCUCCAGCGGACGAACUCGGACGAAUUUGCAAUGACGUUUCCUACGUGAGAAAUUACAAAUGCAAUGUAUCAAUAAACUACGAUGAAAUAUUAUAUAAGUCCAUGUCAGUUCUGUCUGGCUAAUACACUCUUUCUGCCCAUCAACCCAAUUAUCCAUUUCCAUCUAUACUCCUAUCAACACUCCUCCUCCAACACAAACAUUCAUCGGACACUUAUACAUUUCCAAAAUGGCCUCCCAAACCGAGCAGCUCGAGCAAAUCGAAAACCACGUUCGCAAUAAUGUCCCCGAGAAUAUCAAGAAGAUCAUCUUCCAAGCAAUUGAUGACCACAAGGUUGCAUUUGACCCUUGCAAAGUCAUCAAGACGGGCGAAAAGUUUCCCGACUUCACUCUCAGCAAUGCCGUCAACAAAGAAAUCUCCUACUCAGACCUCCUUGCUGCUUCAAAAAAGGGCAUCUUGAUUACCUUUUAUCGUGGCGAAUGGUGCCCCUACUGCAACGUUUCUCUUGCGUUCCUUCAGAAGCAUCUUGUGGACUUCCAGGCCCGUGGCGUGACAGUCGUGGCAAUCUCCCCAGAGCUCCCCAACACAUCCAUCACCACUGCUGAGAAGCAUGCUCUCAAAUUCGAGGUUCUCUCCGAUGCUGGAAACAAGGUAGCACGCGAGCUCGGAAUCGUCUGGCGUCAGUUCGAUUCUCUGGCCGAAGUCUCCAAAGCAAUGGGGGUCGACCAGGUCCAGCGCAAUGGUGACGACUCUAGAGAGAUUCCUGUGCCUACUAACCUGCUUGUUGAUAAGUCGGGUACUGUGAGAAACGUUUAUACCGACCCUGACUGGAGCAAGCGUCUCGAACCUAGCGUCAUGCUUGGCUGGGCAGACAAGCUCUAGAGAUACCGAAGGUCUUCGCAUUUUUCAUUUAAGGGAUAAAUUAAUUAGCAAUUAGCAAUUAGGCGCCAAUUCAUCCUUUUAUUUUGUUUGCUCUUUGCCAUAUUGUUCCGAUACGCAGUUACUGUUUUAAUUUACAUUCAGCGUGGCUGUGAGACAAAACGCCACAACUACACGACUAUCUACAGACUACAGUACCAAAACAGUCGUUCAAACACCUCAUGA
This is a messenger RNA of [Torrubiella] hemipterigena, 1161 nucleotides long. Lineage: Eukaryota; Fungi; Ascomycota; Sordariomycetes; Hypocreales; Clavicipitaceae. The record is from the annotation of a GenBank genome assembly.